Messenger RNA from Sinocyclocheilus anshuiensis, 1024 nucleotides. RefSeq lists its product as uncharacterized. Bases 1 to 966 code for a protein of 321 amino acids. Lineage: Eukaryota; Metazoa; Chordata; Actinopteri; Cypriniformes; Cyprinidae. The record is from RefSeq and is a predicted model, not a curated record. The transcript is spliced from 3 exons.
AUGUCUAAUAAUAGCAAUAAUAAUAAUAAUCGUUAUCAUUUUACCCCACCAGUUGACGAGGCCCAAUUAGUUACCUGUGAUGAUGACUGCGAUGUUAAUAACGGUGAACACGUUGGUUCUGACAGCCACGUGGUAAUAUUACCUACAGAGGAGGCGUUGCAAGAGGUUGUAGUUAGUUCGGAAUCACGUCACGAGACAAACAACGUCAUACGAACCACCCCCGAGCGCGUUACGUCUUCAGAGGAAGGGUCUCACACGCUCAUCGCCAGCACUAGCGAUCACACCCCAGCCGCAUCCAGCUCCCCAACGCCGCAAUUGAGGUCUCAGCAUACAGGCGGUCAGGGCGUGAAACGCUUGAGGUUACAGGAGCAGGAUACGGAUGACUCACCGACCACCACCCGUUUAAGGACUUCAGAGAAUAAUGAACAAGUCUGCGAUGAGAGAGACCUAACAGCGUGGUCUGAUUCGAUGAUCCACGCGUGGGAUCAGAUAUCCUUCACCGAUUCGGAGAGUGAGGAAGAGGAUGAAUUACCGCAUGAAAUUCCUCAGGAACUGUUCCGUGAUCGUGAUUUAAAUAUAAGGCUUGAUUAUGACAUGCUGAGCCGUGUUAAUCGGUACUUUGAGAGACUUUUCGACUUGGCCGGACAACCCCUAUCUUACAGGGAAGCGGAAGACAUUGUCGCUAGUGCCCAAAGUGAUGUGUUGGCGAUUUUAAGAAACAUCAUAGCGUGUCAACAGCAACAUAACGAAGCUUUACGUCACGCAGCUGAAUUUUGGAGAAGUUGUCACGACCAGCUGUAUAAUGAAUUCCGACAGUUUCAGCAGAGCAUGAGCGGUGUAUCGGAAGCGAUAAACCAGCAGCACGCCGAGCAAAGACUUGUGGUAAACGCUUUAUCUCUUAUGGGUGAACGUUUAAAUCUUAUUCAGAGAAUGUUAACAGAUUUGUACAAUCGUAUGGGGAGAUAGGACGUAAUAUUCUAUGUAUUGAAUUGCUGCUUGUUUUUGUUUCUGUGUUAUUGACAUC